AUGUCUCAUCUUAGAACUGUUCUACGACACGUCACUGCGUCUUGCUGUCCUGGAUCUUAUUGGCGGACAACGUUGCGGCUAGGUUGGCGGGGUCUGCAUAGUGGCGACCGCCAGGUGAAAUAUGCUGAAAAGUUACGCCUUCGGGCUGAGCAGACUGGACUGAGCGUAGAGGAGCUCAAAGCGAAAGCAAAGAAAAGUUUGGAGGAGCAAAGGCAGCGUGAACGUCAAGAAUUACUGGCAUCCCUGCCCCAGCCGAAAUUAUCGUCCGACGAGCAGACAUCGGGAGCAUCAGUCGAACUAAAGCCCGAGACCCGUAAAGAUAGUGCUCCAGUCAAACCGCUGUCGGAUAUUUUGAAUCUGCCUCGCAUCCUGAAGACCACACCUGAGCAACUUUCUGCAUUGUGGACAGCUUACCAUGCUUCACGAUCAGACGGUACUGGUCGCGGGUUUCUUUGUGCAGCCAUUCCUUUCUCUCUCUACAAGAAAAUGACAACCGUGGCCAUGAAGUACCCCUCGUUUAUCAUUCCUUUACCUCGACCAGACACUGAAAAUCCCGCGAACGAGAGCAAAGCGAACUAUGAAUUCUUCUUCAUGCAAUGGGACUUCCAUCACUCUCCUUCAAGUCCCACUCGUACCGAAGAUCCUUUUCAAAUAACUUCACCGGAUGCAUCCUCGAUCCCGCCCAUCUCGACUGUUCUGUUCACGCCUCUUCAGGAAUACAAACAUCGUAAAUCUUUUGCCACCCCAUAUCUUGUUUUGACGCACUACACCGAUCUCGUGAACACCCACGGCAUCGUUCUUCUGAGGGGGGAAAUCACGCCUUCGACAGCGAGUGGAGAGGCGAGAUAUAUGUUGGGUCAAGAGGACGCUCAAUUACUGGCGGUGGGUAUCCAAAAAUUCUAUCUUUGGGGUGAGAAGGAUGCAGGGCCAGCCGGCGAAAGGUUGCUCACGUCCUUCCAUGACAAUCCUGAGCAGUUCAAAUGGGAAGAGCUUCUGAAGCUGUAUAGCAAGACCCCUUGAUCUGGCAAUCGCUCAUUAUAAUUGAAAAUAGCAUUAGAUCUAUACGAGAGAUAUGAGGCCAUCUACCGCCCGGCGAACCGAUGAGGUUGCCCGUAUUCCCCGCUCGCAAUCCGUCUUUCUGUUGCUGCUGUGACCAUAUCUAUUUGUUCUUCAGUUACAACUGGAUUUUUACC
Molecule: messenger RNA, 1193 nt
Organism: Guyanagaster necrorhizus
Lineage: Eukaryota; Fungi; Basidiomycota; Agaricomycetes; Agaricales; Physalacriaceae
Product: ATP11-domain-containing protein
Exons: 3
Coding region: 1-1020 (339 amino acids)
Biological process (GO): mitochondrial proton-transporting ATP synthase complex assembly
Cellular component (GO): mitochondrion
Source: RefSeq, a predicted model, not a curated record